UUCCUAUAUAAUCCUCCAUUGGUACAUCUUCCCUUCAACAAAACAACCAGACUUCCGAGUUCACAGGUGAAGCCAGCAACAAUGGAGAAGUCCCCAGCCACUGCAGCAUGUCAUCAUGAACCAAUUUUCCAAGAAGAACUCGGUAUUCUCAUCCUUUUCACUAUCCUCACCUGGUCCAUCUCAAAGCUUCAGAGGUUCUUCCCCAGUUCUUUCCAGUCCUGCAGUUGUCCUGUCUCCAACACAACCUCGACGCCUGUCCUCGCCAACACAGAGAUAUCCAAGGCACCGAAUAAUAAUGAAUACAAUGAGGUAGAUAAGAUGCAAUCUGAUGCUGAGAUAGCCAUGAGAAAGAUGGGGUUCAAUUUUGAUCAAGAACAUAGUGUGGCCUUGAACGCAAUUAGCUCUGAAUGUAUCUCUACGCUGUUCGUGGACGAAGAACCUAGCUUGCAGGAAGUGAAAAUGGCGUUCUUGCUGUUUGAUGAGAACAAUGAUGGGUACAUCGACGCAUCAGAUUUGCAAAGAGUUUUUCGGGACCUAGGAUUAGGAGAAGGAGUAGGGUUAAGUGAGUGUGAGCAGAUGAUUUCCAGAUAUGAUAUGAACGAGGACACGAGGAUAGAUUUUAUAGAGUUCACCAAUGUUUUGGAAGCCAGCUUUUGCUAAAAUUAUUCCGAUGUAUAUUUUUUUUCUUACACGCAGUGAUUUGUAUUUAACAUUUUGUGAUUUACCGAGUUAGUAUCCCAGUUUAGUCGAGAAUUCAAUUGUGGAUCUUUGACUAAGCUAUUACAAAGGCAACUUCUCGGCCAACAGGACCUAUUAUGCCAGUUUGGCAUACAAUGGGCAGUUCCCUCAUUGUCUAA
Lolium perenne is the source of this 857-nucleotide messenger RNA. Its product is annotated as probable calcium-binding protein CML46. Lineage: Eukaryota; Viridiplantae; Streptophyta; Magnoliopsida; Poales; Poaceae. Gene Ontology annotation, molecular function: calcium ion binding. The record is from RefSeq and is a predicted model, not a curated record.